Sceloporus undulatus (fence lizard) is the source of this 6190-nucleotide messenger RNA. RefSeq names its product protein mono-ADP-ribosyltransferase PARP14-like. Gene Ontology annotation, cellular component: cytoplasm; nucleus. Gene Ontology annotation, molecular function: transcription corepressor activity; NAD+ poly-ADP-ribosyltransferase activity. The transcript is spliced from 16 exons. Bases 437 to 5884 code for a protein of 1815 amino acids. Lineage: Eukaryota; Metazoa; Chordata; Lepidosauria; Squamata; Phrynosomatidae. The record is from RefSeq and is a predicted model, not a curated record. Gene Ontology annotation, biological process: negative regulation of gene expression.
UUGGUCGAUGCGAAUGAGAAGUGGGCCAUUUCACAACAAGAAAAUGCGACAGGAGCAAAUGUGGUGUGAGUGGGAAUGAGGGCCAUUGAUCCAGACUAGAAAAUAUUGCAGUUCGACACCAUUUUUAACUGCCAGGGCUCCAUCCUACAGAGCCCUGGGAUGUGUAGUUUUGGCGAGGCGAAGAAGAACUUGGAAAGAACUUGGAAAGAGAAAACACAACUUCCUGGAGUGCAUAGGCGACAGCAUUGGCAGUGGUGUCCAAGUGAGAUGCACCAGUUUAUUUUUAAGCAAGGCCUUCCUCUUCCCGCAAGAGGAGCCCCAGAAAAAGAAACUCCGGGGCUUUCCUUCUGGAGGAAAACGAAAGCGAAAGGGCUCCACCAGGGCAGCUCCAGCUGUUCAGCUCCAAAGGCGAGCUCCCUCAGCGUUGAGCCCCAUCAUGGCGCAGGGGCAGGCAGGGCCUCCUCCUCCUCUCUUCUCGCUGCUGGUGGAAGGGGACUGGGGGGGCCCCGGUCUCCCCAAAGCCCUCCGGAACAAGCUCCUCUGCUACUUCCAGAGCCCCAAGAGGUCCGGGGGAGGAGAGUGCCAGCUCCAGCCCCAGAAGGAGGGCUGCGUCUGGGUUUGCUUCACUUGUGAAGAAGUGAGGCAAAGAGUUCUCUCCAAAAAGACCCAUGAACUUGAACUAGGAGAAAAAGGAACGCUGAAGCUGGUGGUCAAACUACCUGAAACAACCAAUGAAACUAGAGAUCCGGUACCUAAAACCAAACAAAACCAAACAGGAAAGGUGACAGAAGAGAAGAUAACUGAAGAAAAGGAUGUGCAAGACAACAUCACCAGCAAACUGGCUGGUGAAAAUCAAGGUCACGGAGAAGAUGAUUUCACCGCUUCCCAGAUAUCAUCUCUUGUUGUCAUUGAAAAUGUUAAAGAAUCUAUCACAACUGACAUAUUAACUCUGUUGGUAGAGAAUAUCAGUGGGCUUUUAGUACAAAAUGACUUCCAGACUGAAUUGAUAAGAGAGAGAAAUGCUGCUGUGGUAACCUUUCAGCGAAGUAUGGAUGCUGCAAAAUUCAUGGACAGAUGUACCAAGAACUCUAGGUUUAAGGAGUAUAAAUUUACUGCCCGGCUUCUUGAAUUGACACAAAUGAUCAAAGUUGAAAAUAUUCCUACUGGAGUACACCAAGAUUUCAUAACACUCUACUUUGAAAGUCCAAAGCAUGGAGGAGGACCUGUCUCCAGUAUUAAAAUGUUACCUGAAGAGGAGUCAGCUCUUAUUACUUUUUGUGACAAUCAAGCUGUGCAGACUGUACUGAAAAAGCAGCAUUCUUUUGAUCAUCAACCUAUUUCAGUUUACCCAUACUACAGUUCUUUGGAUGCCGUCUUGUAUGGGAAGGAAAGAUUGCAGAUCAAGAUGCCAGAACCUGUUAGAGUUCCUCUAGAUCCUUAUAUCUGGCAGUUCCUACAAGGCAAAGAUAAACUAACCCAAGAAAUAGAUAAAGAAAUGAAAAAUUGCUUCUGUGAUCUAAUGUGGCCUCCAGUGACAUGUGAACAUCCAGAAAUCACAAUACAUCCAUCAUCUGCCUUAUCUAAACAAGGAACGGCCAUAAGAAAAUUAAUAAAGACCUGGAAAGAUAAAGUUUUUACAGAAUUUGCUUGCAUCCUAUCAAAGUUCAAGACAACAACAUGCAAAAUUAUCCCAGCAGAAUGGGAGAAGAUAGAAAGCAAUUUCAUAAAUAAUGUUUUAGCCGUGCCUGAUGUUUCCAAAGAAACUGUUACCAUAUCUGGUUUUGUAUUCAAUGUGGAUAUUGCGGUGAAUCAGGUAAAUGCAUACAUUGAAAAUUUGACUCAAAGUGCCGAAAAAGCAAGGCAGGCAAUACAGCAAACAUUGCAAAUUGCCCCAAGACGCCAUGCUGUUUUGCAUCGUGUUUUGCAAGAUGACAAUUUCUAUAAAGAGAACUCUGGCCUCAAGUUCUCUUAUGAUCUUUCAACAAAUGUGAUGCAGCUGUGUGGAAUGCCCACAGAAGUAUACAAAAUGAAAAGUGAUCUACUGGAGAAGUUGCAUGACAUGCAAGAGAAGGAAGUCACUGUUCCUGCUCAGAUUUUUCAAUUCCUACAGCAUGUAGACAGCCAAAAGGUAUCCGCAAUCAUAUUUCAUGCAAAUAAUAUUAAUGCUGCAUAUGAUCUUGGACCUGAUUCUGUACUGUUGGUAGGUCAUUCUUCUGGAGACCUCUUGAAAGCAGAGGAACAGAUGAAGAAAGACUUGCAUAGUAAGCUCAUUACUUUGGAAGAUCCAGAACUCAUCAACAAAAAGGAAUGGAAGGAACUUGUAAAAAAACUCCUGAAGAAGCACAGUUCUGUUGAUGAAGCUGUAAUAAUUGAUGACUGCUUUGUUUUGGGGGAAGACACUAAAGUAACAAUAGCUGGUUAUACAACAGCAGUAGCCAGUGUCUACCAGGAGCUUUCUAAUUUUGUUGAGAAGAACACCCGGAUGCUAAAAGUAAUCCCUGCUAAGUUGUUAGUGGUUGUGCAGUUUAUGGAGGAAAAAAAGGGUAAAAUUUGGCAAGACUUGAAGAGAAAGAAUGUGAAAAUCAAUUUUGGGCUACAAGCUAAACAGAAGAACAUUGUCCUGAGUGGACCUAAAGCAGAAGUAAUGAAAGCAGCUGCCAUAGUUGAACAAAUGCUGUCUUUAUUGCAUUCUAGAAGAGUGGUAUUUGAUAAACCAGGAGUUAAAAUCUUCUUCAAAAAGCGAGAACAUUCCUAUAUUUCUGAAGCAAAAGAAUCCUUUCAUUGUUUGAUCCGAUUACAGAAGGAUGAAGAAGAUGAUAGAGACUCCAGGGUAAAGGAUGGGCACCCUCAUGCAAAAAUACAAUUGAAGGAUGGUGUUGUUGUUGAGGCCUGUAAAGGAGACUUGACAUGCUUUCCAGUUGACGUUGUGGUCAAUGCAUCAAAUGAGGAUCUGAAGCACAUUGGUGGCCUUGCAGGUGCACUUUUAAAAGCAGCUGGUCCACAGCUACAAAGAGAUUGUGAUGACCUAGUGAGGAGAGCUGGACGUUUUAAACCUGGCUGUGCGAUUACCACAGGUGCUUGCAACUUACCAUGUAAGCAAGUCAUUCAUGCAGUUGGGCCAAGGUGGAGCAGCUUUGAAAACGAAAAAUGUAUUUGCCUCUUAAAAAAAGCAGUGAAGGAAAGUUUAAAACAGGCAGAGAAAUACAAUCAUCAUUCUAUAGCCUUCCCUGCGGUAAGCUCUGGAAUUUUUGGAUUCCCGCUAAAAGAGUGUGCCCAUAGCAUUGUGACAGCCAUCAAGGAACAUUUAGAAGAAUCUUCUGAGAAUAACAGCCUGAAACAGAUAUACCUUGUGGAUGUGUCAGAAAAUACAGUUCAGGCUCUUGCUGAUGCUUUGAAUGAAACCUUCAGAGAAGCACCACCCCAGCCCCAUUCUGUGUCUCACUCCCAGCCAGCCAGUCCGCCUGCAGAAUAUGGAGAAGAUUUUCACACAGUGAUUUCUGAUGAAGGCCUGAAACUUAUUCUUCAGGAAAAGGGCAUUGAAUAUGCGAUGACGGACAUUGUUGUAAGCAGCAUUGGCAGCGAUCUCAAGCUUGGUGUGGGUCCCCUUUCCAAAGCUUUGUUGGAGAAGGCUGGGCCAGAACUCCAGGCUGAGUUUGAUCUAGCUGUUCAAGGUCAAGGAGCUCAGGAUGGCUGUGUGAUCCAGACCAGCGGAUACAACUUGGCUAGUGGAGUUGUCCUCCAUGUUGUUGUUCCACAGUGGGAUGGAGGAAAAGGACAUGCAAUCAAGAAACUUAAAGCUAUUAUGAGAGAAUGUCUGGAGAGAACCGAAGAGCUGUCGUUACGUUCCAUCUCAUUCCCAGCCAUUGGAACAGGCGGGUUUUCCUUUCCAAGAGCUGAAGUUGCUAAAUUAAUGUUUGAGGAGACACUUCAGUAUAGUAGGACAAAAAAAUUAAAAUUUCUUCAGGAAGUUCAUUUUCUCCUACAUCCAAAAGAUACAGAUAACAUACAGGCCUUCUCACAAGUGUUUGAGUCUGGGACUGGCAGAAUUCCUAGUGGUCUGCUACAGACUGAUGGAAGAAAUGAAGGUUUCUUUGGACCUAUUUCAAUUCCAGUUUUGGGAAUUCAUGAAAUGCAGAUUGGGCCGAUUAAAUUCCAAACAGUUACAGGAGAUAUUACAAAGGAAACUACAGAUGUUAUUGUCAAUGUAACAAAUUCAAGCUUUAAUGCCAAAGCAGGUGUCUCCAAGGCAAUUUUAGAAGGUGGUGGCCCUGAAGUGGAAAAGGAAUGUGCAGCUCUUGCCUCACAGCUUCACAAUGGAUUUAUAACCACACAAGGGGGCAAUCUGAUCUGUAAGAAAAUUAUACACCUUGCUCCCAACGCGGAUAUCAAAACUCAGGUCUCCAUAGUUCUCCAAGAGUGUGAAGCAAAGAAAUACACGUCUGUUGCCUUUCCUGCAAUUGGAACAGGUCAGUCAGGGAGGAGUCCUGAAGAUGCAGCUGAUGACAUGAUUGGGGCAGUUGGUGACUUCAUAGGCAAAGAAUUGCCCCAACAUUUAAAAACAAUUAAGAUUGUUAUUUUUCAGCCCAACAUGCAAAAUGCUUUUUAUGCCUCUAUGAAAACAAGAGAAGGUUCUGCAUUGCCCACCCCUGCAGAAUCUGUGAUGACUAAGAUCAAAAACUUUAUUAUUCGCAAUAAACCACCUGUUCCAAAGAAACGACUGUUGCUUUUGGAAAAGAAGGUUGAGGUCGCCGUGUUUGAAAUCUGUGGGGAAGACAGAAAAAAUGUGGAUGCUGCUGAGUCCUGGCUAAAAAAAUUGAUUCUCCAGGAACAGGCAGAAAAUCGUAUCACUGAUGAAUUGAUUGACAUGUUUGAUGAUGCCGAAAUUCAGAAACUGAAUGAACUCCAGAAAAGACUACAUAUAGCCAUUCAGUUAGAGAAGAAGCAGUCUCCUCCUUUCAUUCUAGUGUCUGGCAUUCCCCGGGAUGUCCUCACCGCCUUCACAGAAAUUCAGGACUUGAUUAAAAAAAUGAAAGAUGACCGGGAGGAGAGAUCCAAGGCAGAGCUUGCCAAAAAUUUGGUUGAAUGGCAGUAUUCCAAAGAUGGGGAUAAAUACACAUCUGUUGAUAUGCUAGCCAAUCUCCAUUUAGAAGAUGCUAUGAUCAGCAAGAAGAUGCAUGUCAACAUCCAAAUUGAUGGGAAGGCCUACAUGGUAGACUUAAAAAAUAUGUCCGCUCAUCAUAAAGGAAAAACUGUUUACUUUAAGCGUUCUUCCAAGGAAGAAGGUAAAGUAGCACUUCCAAAGCACUGGGAAGAUAUGAAGGGAAAUCGUAUCAAAUUGGUUUUGCUGAAACCCACAGCACAAGAAUAUAAGGAUGUUGAAAGAAAGUUUCAGCAAGGUUGCCCUAACUACAAAAUAGAACAGAUUGAAAGGGUACAGAAUCCUUUCCUAUGGCAAUCUUACCAAGUAAAAAAACAAGAGCUAGAUAAAAAGAACGGCCAUAAAAACAAUGAAAAGAUGCUGUUUCAUGGAACUCCAUAUUCCACAAUGAGCCCAAUUAACCAUACUGGAUUUAAUCGCAGUUAUGCUGGAAAGAAUGCUGCAGCAAUUGGAAAGGGGACCUAUUUUGCCAUAAAUGCAAGGUAUUCUUCACAAGACACAUAUUCCAUACCAGACAGAAAUGGUAGAAAAUACAUGUACCUUGCUCGAGUUCUCACUGGGGAUUACUGUGUUGGAAAUCAUGGAAUGAUUGUUCCACCAACAAAAAACAAUGGAGGGUUUGACCUGUAUGAUAGUGUGACUGACAAUGUAACUGCUCCAUCCAUGUUCGUCAUAUUUUCUGAUGCUCAGGCCUAUCCAGAAUAUCUUAUUACUUUCAGAAAAUAACAGGAUUUAAACAUUCGGAGGCUGCCUUUUUGCCCUAAACAAAACAAAGAAAGUGAAUGAAAAUGCUGCAAACAAUCAUGCCAUUUUAGCUUUUUUUUGCUUGAACUUUCUUCGCCAACUUCGAUGCCACUGUGCCUUUCAGAGAUUAAUAGAGGUAUCGGUCAGUUUGUUUGCAUCUGUCUGAACAUAUAUAGUGAUGGUUUUCUGUUCCACUGCCAGCAUUAAUUAACAAUGUUUAGAUGAGUUUGUUACUGCCAAUUUACUGUCUUUGAUGAUCACUUAAAAAAAUUAAAAGCUUUAUUUGAA